Messenger RNA from Archocentrus centrarchus (flier cichlid), 4132 nucleotides. It is a transcript of the gene slc6a13, whose product is annotated as solute carrier family 6 member 13. NCBI's taxonomy places the organism in Eukaryota, Metazoa, Chordata, Actinopteri, Cichliformes, Cichlidae. Bases 127 to 1989 code for a protein of 620 amino acids. Gene Ontology annotation, molecular function: gamma-aminobutyric acid:sodium:chloride symporter activity. The transcript is spliced from 15 exons. Gene Ontology annotation, biological process: amino acid transport; sodium ion transmembrane transport; nitrogen compound transport. Gene Ontology annotation, cellular component: plasma membrane; cell projection. The record is from RefSeq and is a predicted model, not a curated record.
CAAAGUUUCCAAUUUCUCAGUUCUCCGCCCCUUCACUAUAUAACAUCCAUGUUAAAGAGUGAAACCUGAAACCAGCGCAGCUCCAUAUGCUCUGCUCUCUUCUGGAAGCUGUCAUACUUCAACAUUAUGAAAGCUCACCCAAACGAUAUGGAAAACACGUCUAAGGUGGAACCUUCUAAUGGGCACAGCAGACCACUGGACAUUGUCCCCAGUACAGAGGAGGAGAAGAUGACAGAGAGAGGUCAAUGGGGCAACAAGGUUGAGUUUAUUCUGUCUGUGGCAGGAGAAAUUAUUGGCCUUGGGAAUGUCUGGCGUUUUCCUUACCUUUGUUAUAAGAAUGGAGGAGGUGCCUUUUUUAUACCAUACCUCAUCUUCCUGUUUGCUUGUGGGAUCCCGGUCUUCUUCCUGGAGACAGCUUUGGGUCAGUACACCAGUGAGGGAGGCAUUACCUGUUGGAGGAAAAUCUGUCCUUUGUUUGAAGGACUGGGUUAUGGCAGUCAGGUAAUUGUUGCUCUGCUGAACAUCUACUACAUCAUUGUGUUAGCCUGGGCUGUCUUCUUUCUGUUUAAUUCCUUCACCUGGGAUCUGCCCUGGGCAUCCUGCAACAACACCUGGAACACAAAUUCCUGUAUGCCAUUUCAGAGGGGGAAUAGCUCCAUCAAUCACCAUGAGAAUACCACCUCUCCUGUCAUUGAGUUCUGGGAGCGCAGAGUGCUGAGAAUUUCCUCAGGUAUUGACCACAUUGGUUCUCUGAACUGGGAUCUGGCUCUCUGUCUUGCCUUUGCAUGGAUACUCUGUUACUUCUGCGUAUGGAAGGGAGUGAAAUCCACAGGCAAGGUAGUUUACUUCACAGCUACUUUUCCUUAUGUAAUGCUGCUGAUUCUCCUGAUCAGAGGAGUCACACUGCCAGGCGCCUCCAUUGGAAUCCACUUCUACCUGUACCCUGACAUGGAUCGACUAUCUGACCCACAGGUAUGGAUGGAUGCUGGAACUCAGAUCUUUUUCUCAUAUGCCAUCUGUCUUGGCUGCCUCACUGCCCUAGGAAGCUAUAACAAAUAUAACAACAACUGCUACAGGGAUUGUGUGGCCCUUUGUUUCCUUAACAGUGGUACCAGUUUUGUUGCAGGCUUUGCCAUCUUUUCCAUCCUGGGAUUCAUGUCCUAUGAGCAAAAUGUGCCCAUCUCAGAAGUGGCUGAGUCUGGUCCAGGUUUAGCCUUCAUUGCCUAUCCUCGAGCUGUGACCAUGAUGCCUUUUUCCCCUCUGUGGGCCUGCUUCUUCUUCAUUAUGAUAGUAUUUCUAGGACUGGACAGCCAGUUUGUAUGUGUGGAGAGCCUGGUCACAGCCGUUGUGGACAUGUAUCCCUCCGUCUUCCGCCGUAAAAACCGCAGGGAACUCUUCAUCCUGGCAGUAGCAAUAGUAUCCUUUUUCCUUGGGCUCAUCAUGCUGACAGAGGGAGGCAUGUACAUCUUCCAGCUCUUUGACUACUAUGCAGCCAGUGGGAUGUGCCUGCUCUUCGUGGCCAUUUUUCAAACAGUUUGCAUUGGUUGGGUUUAUGGUGUUAAUCGUUUCUAUGAUAACAUUGAGGAUAUGAUUGGCUAUCGCCCCAGCCCCAUCAUCAAAUACUGCUGGCUUUUCUUCACUCCAGCAACAUGCUUUGGAACCUUUGCCUUCGCCUUGAUCAAGUACUCACCUUUGAAGUACAACAAUGAAUAUGUGUACCCAUGGUGGGCGGAUGGGAUUGGCUGGAUCCUGGCUCUGUCCUCCAUGCUUUGCAUACCCCUUUGUAUGGCAUUAAAACUGUACAAUACCCCAGGAACACUGAGGGAACGCCUUGCUCUUUUAACCACUCCUUCCACUGAUUUACCAAAGACAAAGCAGGAGCAGGAGAGGCUGCAGGCCAUCUUUGCAGCAGAUGGUGUCAGCCACCAUCAGAAAGCACCUCCCACUCGAGACGGCUACUUCCCUGUUGAAAAGGAGUCUCAUUGCUAAAAGCUUGAAGGUUGGAGUCAAAGUCCAUUUAGGGGUCAGAUGUUGCUCACUGACCCUCACCAUCGCGGUUCUCUUUGCAAUACCUCACAAGAUAAGCUGGUGAAACACGCACAUAUGUAGACUUUAACAGUCUGCUCACCUGCUGUUGACAGCUGGAGCUUUCUUCCUUGCAUGGCGCCUUCAGUAUACAGUACUGUGCACCCUAAUUUCUUCAUAUUUUGCUAGCAAAAUUUGAAAUUGGUACAGUCUACAUACAUUGAAAUACAGUAUAUAAGGGGGAAAAGGCAAUCUUCAGGAAUAGUUUUCCAGGCUUUUUUAAGGACAUUCAAAGCUCUUCUUUGGAUGCUACCUUUGUUUUGUUUUCUGCCAAGAUGAUCCCACACUGCUUCAAUAAUGUUGAGGUCCUAAAACCUGUUGCCACUGUGACCUGAGACCUGUUGCCACAGUCCAGUUUUUGUGUAAUUUGGCAUAUCUCAGCCUUUUUCCCCCGUUUCCCUUCCUUAAGAAUGGUUUCUUGACAGCCACCAUUCCACUGAGACCAUUUCUGCUUUAGCCAGAUAGCAGAUGGAUCAACUGAAGGGCCUGAUGCAGCUCUCAGGUCCUGUGUCAGGUGUUUCUGAUACCAAUCAUCUGCUGUUUUUUAGGCCUGCCACUCCUUCUUUUGCCCUCCAUUUCUCCAGUUUCCUCAAUUUUUUUUUUCUUUUGAGUAAGGACAAACUGAACAACAAGUUUUUUUAAUAGCUCUAAAUUACUAUUUUAUGCCUGUCAAACUGUCUUAUCUUUGGCAUUUUUCGUAACCUGUCACAAAAACACAAAAUUAUAUAAUUUUGUGUUUUUGUGACUGGUUGCAGGUAACAAAGUGCCUAAAGGUAUGACUUAAAAUGAUUUUUUGCUAAGUUCUUAUGUGUAGAUAUAGGACUGGUUCUUCCCUUCAGUUAGAUGUUGUUUUUUUUUUUUAAAGCUCAAUAGUUCAGUAUUAAAUGGUUCAACAGGUUUUUGGAAGCAAAAUAUAAAAUAAAAUAAAGGGUGGCUCAUAACUUUUGCACAGUACUGUUAAGCAUGAUGGCAACAGCAAUGUUACAUAAAAGAUUUACUUCCUUUAUUAGAGAGCUGGAUGACAUCUCAUUUGCCUGUGGCAGAGUAACGUGAAAAUGUAAACACUGUUGUUACACAGUGGCAAAGAAUUUACAUUUGACUGUCUGCUUUCUAAGGAAGCAUUUUCUUCUGUUGUGGAAAUCUCUAAUGUUCAGUAAAUCUUCACUCUGGUUACUUUAUUAAUUCUAACAGCUGACUGCUGCAGACUGAGUGCAGGAGGUGUCACACGAGUCCCCAAUACAUUUGGGUUUAAUUGAAUUUGCUUAAUGUAUACAGAGUAGAACCAUAUUGUUUAUCCAGUCCUAUUAUACUGACAGCUUUGUUUUUACCAUGCAGUAGAGAGUUGUUCUCAUGGGAUGGGUUAAAAAAAAUAAUAAUAAUAAUAAAUAAUAACAAUAAUAAACAUACUGUAAAAGGCAUAUUAAUAACCAGUGCUUCAGAACACAAAGAUUGGAUUUUAUAUUUCCAUUUAUCUAAAAUUUCCACAAAUCAACUUACUUAAGAUGUAAUGAUUGUUUAUUAAUGAUGUUUUAUUUUAUCUUAAUUCUGUUUGUACUGUUUUAAAGGAUUCACUGUAUGAUUAUGAUCUGUCUUACUGGGCUUUGCUGAUUUGCAUUCAUCUUUUAUAUGUUAAAUGUUCAGAUUAUUGACAUUGUUUUAAUUUAGUGUGGUUUGGUUUGCCUUAUUGUUAAUUCUGGGAAUGCAUGAAAUUAAAAUGUAAUCUGCCUGAAGCAAAGGGACAGCUGUGCCACUCAGAUUAUAUCAGAAGUGAGUGCCAGUGGACAAAAAAAAAGAGAACACCUCGCUCAUUAUCUCUUUCUGCUGUAUCACAAUGAACUUCAGCCUGCAUUUCUUUAUAUGUUGAAAUUAAUAUGUGAUGACCGAUUAUAAAAUUUUAUAUACUAAAACACUUUUUUUUUUUUUUUUUUAUGAAUGAAUAAAAAUACUUUCAUUUGGAACAUAUAUUUCUACUACAUGUGUAUAUUUUGUGGGACAUCUUCAAUAAGAUUGUGUUGGUCUUAAUUACAAAUAAAUGUUUUACAUUUUA